Molecule: messenger RNA, 494 nt
Organism: Mycena citricolor
Lineage: Eukaryota; Fungi; Basidiomycota; Agaricomycetes; Agaricales; Mycenaceae
Source: the annotation of a GenBank genome assembly
CUGCACUUCACGAUUACUCGUUUUCCUUGUACGCUCUCUGUCCAGUCGACCCGUCAAUGCAUGCGCGAGGGAACCUCAAACGGUUUUUGUAUCGAUCCCCAAGCAAGCUAGCCCACCGUCGCGUCAUACCGCAGAUGUGUCUGUCAACUGCGUCAGUCGAGACAAGCUGCUAGUGAGGCAUGCACCCCUGGAUGCUUAACGGAAGCUCACACGGAUGUGUUCGCGGACAAUGUCGCACUAUCACCGUCUUCCCUCUUCUUAUAAGGAGUCGAGAACUCGGGGGAUGGCAGAGUAUACACGCACCACCUAUACAUGUGGCAAUGGUGAACGCAUUACAGAAGAUGAUUCCUUUCCUUAUCGUCCUUCUCUCGCUCGGUGGCUUCGUAGUCAGCGCGAUGGAACUAGCAGCGCGCGACAGCUCUGCUAUCGAUUUCAAGAACUCCAAGUGGAUCUGGACUCCUCCUACGACCAAUCUCAACGCUGCCCUCCGCAAG